UCCUUAGGCGACAUUCGGCGACUCCUGAUGACGUCACCGUAGUCGUCUAUUUGCGCUGCCUGAGCCCUCGUCGCCAUCAUCAUCAUGUCCUUGGCGCCGGCGCUGCUGCUGCUGAGGGCCGGCCGGGGAGGCUCCGGCUCCGUCGCCCUGAGGGCGGCCAGGUUCCAUGCCAGUUCCCGCUGUGCCCUUCGCUAUGGCUGGCUGGCCUUCAUGCUGGGCGAGAGGACGACUAAAAGGUUCGGCGAAUACAGCAAGGUCUUCACUGUGGACGGCAACCUGCGAUCCGGCAAAGGCAAACUGGCUCAGCAAAUAGCAGAGAAACUGGGUAUGCGGUACUUCCCAGAAGCAGAUAUUCACUAUUUGGACAAAGUUACUGGAGAUGGAGCGAUACUGGAUCCCAAAUUCAGUGGCAGUUGUAGCCUAGAGACAUUUUACAACGAUCCCAAACAUCCAGAUGGAAACUCUUACCGGCUUCAGGCCUGGCUCUACAGCUGCCGCCUCUUGCAGUAUUCGGAUGCCCUGGAACACCUCCUGGCUACAGGGCAAGGAGUAGUCCUGGAACGCUCUCCCUACAGCGACUUUGUGUUCCUGGAUGCAAUGUUUAAGCAAGGCUACAUUCACAAAAGGUGUUUAGAGCAUUACAACCUCAUCAAGGGCCUCAGUAUUUGUGAAGUUUUGCCUCCUCACCUGGCCAUUUAUAUUGACGUUCCCGUCUCAGACGUACAGAAGAGGAUUGAAGAGAGAGGCACGCCAUAUGAAAAGAAGGUAUCAUCCGCUUAUCUUCAGAGUGUUGAAGAUGCCUAUAAGAAAUUCUUCCUGCCAGAAAUCAGUGAGACCAGUGAAGUCCUGCAAUAUACAUCCAGUGAAGCUGAACAUGUGGAGAAGGUCCUUGAAGACAUUGAGUACCUGAAGUUUGACAAGGGCCCUUGGCUUGAGCAAGAUGACGUUACCUUUCAUCACUUGAGAGUUCUUGUUGAGGACAAGCUGACUGUGAUGGCUCCCACAGCAGUCCCCCACUACAUCCCCGAAAUCACGAUCGGUGGCCUCGAAGUUGACAAAAGAUACUAUCAAUACAAGUCGCUUCCUGGACGUAAAUACGAUCCUGGUUACAACGCUGACAUUGGAGACAAGUGGAUCUGGCUGAAGUAAGUCUCCCCAUUUCAAGCUUCAGCCAGAAGCUGACUGCAAAACGAUGAUAAUGAUGUUCCUCUUAACCAGACAGCCCCCUUUGGAUGCUGACAAGAGCCCUGGGAACGCUGACAGUGGAACUGCCUUGUGGCAGGAAAUAAUAGCUCCUUUCAUUCAGGUUUUUCCCCUGAACUGAGCUCCAUUAGAAAGACAGAAAUGCUUAACAUUGCAGGCUGGCUCCCUGAUUAAAAUAGGAUCUCAUUGUCAAAACCCCAGCUUCCUAUACUCCAGCCCUUGAGUGGGUUUGAAGUAAAUAAAAGUCUUUGUUCAAGCUGC
Molecule: messenger RNA, 1464 nt
Organism: Sceloporus undulatus (fence lizard)
Lineage: Eukaryota; Metazoa; Chordata; Lepidosauria; Squamata; Phrynosomatidae
Gene: NDUFA10
Product: NADH:ubiquinone oxidoreductase subunit A10
Exons: 10
Coding region: 85-1149 (354 amino acids)
Biological process (GO): mitochondrial electron transport, NADH to ubiquinone
Cellular component (GO): cytoplasm
Source: RefSeq, a predicted model, not a curated record